UUCAAAUGUGCAGAAUAGAAGGGUUCUCCAGGGCCAGGGUUGAGAACCCAUGCUCUACUGUAGCAUAUCAGUCAGUCGGCUGUGCGCAAGAUUUGGUCAGUAUGCCACAACACUUUCUCCCUCUAAGAGCGCAGCUGGAUACUGCUUGUUUAGCGGUGCGUCAGUGAGAUCUGAACUGUAGGGACAAGAAGCAGAAGUAUGAUGUUUGAUCACUGAUGAGAACAGCUCGCGCUUACAGGUUGCUGAGUGCGUGAGGCACACGCGCGGCGCCGCACUCACGUCACUCUCCGUCGUCAUCCUCCGCUCAGCGCGAGCGAAGCUCACAGCCUGGCACAGAGCGCGUGCUCGACUACGCGGAGUGCAAUGGCUCUGCGCUCACACCCGCACUCCAGCCUGAUGUGUCGACACGGGCAAACACCGAGCCGAGAUCCGAGAGGAAUGAAUACGCCCGCAAUCUUCUGCCUCAGCGUUGUGGACCUGUAAAUGCUCUCAGGCCAACCUUUAACCACCAUGCUCUAUUUUCAGCUGGUGAUCAUGGCGGGGACGGUGAUGCUGGCCUACUACUUCGAGUACACGGACACGUUCAACGUGCAUGUGCAGGGCUUUUUCUGCUACGACAACGCGUACACGAAGCCGUACCUGGGACCGGAAGAGGCGAGCGCCAUCCCGCCCGCGCUGCUCUACGCCGUGGUGUCCGGUGUGCCCACACUCGUGAUAACAGUUACAGAAGCUGUGCUGUUCCUGAUGCAAUAUACAUCAAAAGAUCUGGAUAGUCGAAAGAAGACUAUUGCGACUGGGGACUGUUGUUACCUCAACCCUCUGGUACGCAGGACUUGCCGUUUUUUGGGUGUAUACAUGUUUGGCCUCUUCACUACUGACAUCUUUGUGAACGCGGGUCAGGUGGUGACGGGGAACCUGGCCCCCCACUUUCUGACUUUGUGUAAACCCAACUACACGGCACUGGGCUGCCAGCAGGCCCUACGCUACAUCAGCCACCAGGAGGCUUGCACUGGCAAUGUGGAGGACAUCCUGCGUGCCCGCAAAACCUUUCCCUCCAAAGAGGCGGCGCUCAGCGUUUACGCCGCGCUCUAUCUGGCUAUGUACAUCACUUGCUCUGUGAAAGCCAAAGGGACCAGGUUGGCCAAGCCAGUCAUGUCUCUGGGGCUGAUGUGCCUGGCCUUCCUGACCGGUAUUAACAGGGUGGCAGAGUACCGUAACCACUGGUCUGACGUAAUCGCUGGCUUUAUCAUCGGGGUGGCCAUUGCCACCUUUCUGGUUGUGUGUGUGGUCCAUAAUUUCAAAGGAAGCCAGAUGUUAAGCGAAGACCCCCGGCAGGAGGACACGAUGGGCUCGCCCAGGGUGGAGAGUCCCCUGGAAAAAUACAUCGCCUCCCAGAUGGCUGAGCUAAGAGCGGAAGAGGAGGCGUUGACACCUCGCUCUCUGAAAGAGCGCCUACUGAGUUUCUUUGACUGGAUCGCAGGCAAAAGAAGCCGCUUCAACCACCUGCAGAGCACAAGGCAAUAAUAAACGUAGGAGCACCUGUGUGAGCGGCGUGUGCCAAGCCUCUGGAAUACACCUCAAUGAUAUUAAAUCCCUGUUAAAACCGGAUCACAUGCCUUUAGCAUGAAUAACCCAAUGACCUGUUUAUAAUCAGGCUGUAUCCAGAGUGUUUGGCUCUGCUAGCUGAUUCAUCCUGUCCUAUCUAGGUUGUUUUUCACUGUCCUCCUUUCAUUUGAAGCAGACACAAUGGCAUUAAUUGUCUGCCUUGAACUUGGAUUAUAACAUCGCUGUUCUUUUAAAUGAGUGUGCCUACAAACCUGAGUCAAUUGGUCUAAUCUUUUUGAGAGUACCAUUUGAUUCAAAGGUCUGGUCAGCUAAUAGAGGUUGAUUGUCCACAAGACAUAUUUAAAUGUUUUUUUGUGCAGUGUGUCUUGAGCACAAGAAUGGUUUGUCUCUUAAUGGGCAAAUCUGGUAAUAAAUCUUUGUUUCCACAGUAACUUUAUUAGAACCUUUUAUUCACCCUGCCAAGGCCAAGGAGAAGUUGAUAUAAUACAUUUCAAAAUAUCCAAUUGUCCCAGACUGCUUAGUCUGAAUUUAACUCCCCAGGCUCAGCUGUCCUCCACGGCUGAUCUGAAUACUGAUUUAGCCCAAGCAUUCAACUAUCAAUUAAACCACAUGCUGCAGUCUUACCACUGAGCUCUCCCAACUACAGGCUAAUUACACCAUAAAUAUGGACCUUUUAAACAAAAUGUACAAUAGUUACAGGAAGAACAUGUGGAAGGAAACAAAUCCGUUGUUUUAAUCCCAGAUUGCUGUGUUGAUUUUUUUUGUGUGUGUUUGGUUUGCAGAUUUUGUUGUUGUUGUUGUUGAAGUGCAUGGGGUGAAUUGUGUAGAAAGAGAAUGAUACUUUGACCAAUAAAAAAUACUAAUGACCUAUUUAUUUGUUCUUUCAAGGUUCAAGAGAUGCUUAUCAGUGAUAUUUGUCUUUGGUGAUAAAGCACACAUAGAUGAAUAGCAUAUGAGGAAGGACAUUGGAGGACAGUGACGUACCCUGUUCUGCUCAACUGUUACCGAAAACAUCCCUUAGCUCAGGCUGCUGUCACAACCUAUAGUAGAGAUGAAACGAGUUCUCGUGAAGGAAAGUUAGCGAAUGGGAUUUGGAAGUGUAAACCGGUUUUGAGGAGUGUUCAUCCCACUUCUUGUCCAUCAUAUCAGCAUAAUUGACAGCAUAAUUGACAUAAUUGAGUCAUUACUGAUGUCUGCUCUUGCAAGGUGCAGACAACUGACACAGAUGAAAGUUAAAAAAUUCUUAAAGGCGCUUGCUUGAACUUUUGGCACACACAGGGAGUCAGUGUGAUGAGUGGAUCAGUCGAUUUUGCAGUUUUAGUUGAUCUCUGUUCUUGAGGUUUUUAGUACAAGACACAUUUCAAACUGGAGACAGGUCUGGCAUUUCCCAACCAUUACAUUACUGUACAUUUCCAACGACAGCAGUGGAAAAGACAAUAAUGAGUGCACACAUUAACCAUAAAAUCUAAAAACAAACAGGAAAAGAUCAUAUUUAUUUCAUAGUUGUAAUAAACCAUUUUGGUUUGAUUUUAUUUCCUGCAACAGUACUUCAUUGUCAGUGAAGUUCAUCUUCUUCGACCUUUUGAUAAGAUCAUCUGCAACAAGCGGUCUCAAAAGCAGGCUAGUCAUUAACUUUUUAAAGGGAAGUUUUUGGGGUUUUUUUUUUACCAUACAUGGAGAUUUGGAGAAAUGUACAUUUCUUUAUGCAAAUGAUUGUGGCUUUGCACGAGCAGAACAGUUUAGAAAUUGUAGGAUUUAAAUCAAUUGCAUACAGCUGUGCACAUACGCCUCAUAAAUGCCAAUUUUCUUGCGUGUAUUGGUGGUUGUUACG
Messenger RNA from Ictalurus furcatus (blue catfish), 3397 nucleotides. It is a transcript of the gene plppr5b, whose product is annotated as phospholipid phosphatase related 5b. The transcript is spliced from 6 exons. Bases 484 to 1524 code for a protein of 346 amino acids. Gene Ontology annotation, molecular function: phosphatidate phosphatase activity. Lineage: Eukaryota; Metazoa; Chordata; Actinopteri; Siluriformes; Ictaluridae. The record is from RefSeq and is a predicted model, not a curated record. Gene Ontology annotation, biological process: phospholipid dephosphorylation; phospholipid metabolic process; signal transduction.